UGAAUGCGAGAUUCAGUGUUCUGCCAGUGCGGUUACAACUAGAAGGCCUGUCCCAACAACCAGAGCUCCUGUUGUAGACACAACUCUUUCUACUGCAUAUGUCCCAGAUAGCCGGAGGAUGUUUGCAGCCAUGAGAUGGACCCAGGCCCCUGCCUCUACAUUAUCCCCAAGUUCUACUGGGAUAUCAUAUCUCGCCGCUGCCUACCUUUCACGUACGGAGGCUGUAAAGGUGGACCCAAUCGCUUCUCCACUGAAUCUGAAUGUGAAGAAGUUUGUGGUUUUAAUAAUCCCAAUACCAAUGAAGUGGCGCCAGAUGAUGUAGACGAUUGUUCCGAGUACGUGGAGGAGUGCGCGACGAUCGCGUGCGAGAACGGCGUCCAGCGCACGCGCACCCUGGGCGGCUGUGAGCAGUGCAGCUGUGUGGAGGUGGACCAGGACUGCAGCACGUACCAGGAGGAGUGCGCGGCGCUGCACUGCGAGUACAGCGUGCAGCGGACACGCACGCCGAGCGGCUGCGAACGCUGCACCUGCGUGCAAGUAGAAGUAGACUGCGCGACGCUACAGAAAGAGUGUGACACUACCAAGUGCCAGUACGGCAUCUCCAAGUACGUCAGCGAAGACGGCUGCACCAGGUGUACCUGCUUGAAGCACCCUUGCGCUAACAAGAACUGUGCACCCGGGAAACGUGUAGCCACAAGGUACAAGGUAUCGGUGACAGAUGAGAUGCAGUACACGGCUGACUGUAGAACCGUGAACAAGCCAGGCGAAUGUCCACCCCUGAAUCUACUGCGAGCUUUAACGGAGAGAAACUGUCGACGCGAGUGCAAUGACGAUGCGGACUGUCUCGGUGUCGGAAAAUGUUGCGUGCGAGGCUGUAGUCAGCUCUGUAUGGAGCCAACUCCUGCUACAACAUCAGCACCCACAAACAUUUACAAUCCAGGUGUACCGCAAGCUCCUCAACCUAGUGAGGAAAGAGAACCGGAAGUACGCGCAAGUGAAGGAGGAGUUGCGACCCUCAGAUGUCUAUUCCACGGGAACCCUCCGCCUUUGAUCACCUGGCGACGAAACGAAAUAACGAUCAACGGUGACGUCGGAAGAUAUCGUCUGUUAUCAGAUGGAGCGUUAGAAAUAGUAUCUCUGUAUCGUAACGACUCUGGAGUCUAUAUUUGUAUCGCGAAUAACGAAUUGGGGAGUGCCACGCAGGAAGUAACGUUGCAUGUUGAUGAUCCUGUGGAAGGACCGGCUGGUGUCGCUAACAUACCCAACGAGGAGAUCUUCGGAGACCUUGGCCAACCCCUCAGAAUCCGAUGUCUCGUGUACGGUUACCCAACACCGACUAUCUACUGGUACCGGGGUCUGAACGGGCCUAUGGUGCCCUACAGCAGCUCACUGUAUGAAGCUAGAGACAACGUCUUACUAAUCAGGAAACUGAACGAAGAGACUAUCGGAGAGUAUGCUUGUCACGCAUAUAACGGAAUAGGCUCGUCGGCGAUAUGGCCUUUUGUGGUUCAAGCGAGCCGACCCGACGGAUCUGUGGAGAUACCUAAACAUGUAACCCAACUUGAAGUCCCGGUUACGACCCCACAGAUACAAACCCAGGCAUCUACCACACCAGCACCAGAAAACCAGGUUCCACUCUACGCCGUGCCCGUGACAACCCGUAUCAACGCAGAGCGAACUCAAGUGGUGGCCGGCUCGGAGAUCAGAUUAGCAUGUGACGUAGAUGGCUACCCUGAGCCGCGUGUGCAAUGGACCAAAGACAGGAUGCAGCUCACAGCCACAGACAGGAUACAAAUCACAGAGACACGUUUAACAAUAUUCCGGGCACAGUCGAAUGACAGCGGCGAGUACAGCUGCGAGGCGGCAAACGAAUACACGUCACAUUCAUCUGUCAUCAACGUCACUGUCAAAGGUAUCUACAUACCACCAACGUGUGUGGAUAGCCCGUACUUCGCGGAUUGUCACCUCAUCAUACGCAGCAAUUACUGUCGUCACAAAUAUUAUUCUAAAUUCUGCUGCAAGUCCUGCGUGGAAGCCGGACAGCUGGAAGCUGAAGAAGCGGAGCUGAUGCAGGCCGAUAUGUCAUUUAGAAGGAAGAAGUAACGAGAAAAUAACGGCUUAUUAGGGAGUUCUAACGCCAGUUAAUGUAUUAUAGAUAAAAUUUGAUAUCGAAAUUUACUUAAAUUAAAAAAAUAGAAAUAAAUUUCGUGAAAUAUGAAUUUUAAAACCGUUAUAAGCAUAAUAAUAUAUAUUAGGUUUAGAUUUUACUGUCAAAUAAAUUUGCAUGAAAACAAAUUUUAUUAUUUUAAGUAGGUAAUGAUAUUUUAAUAAAUUUAAAGAUUUCGAAAUAUCCAGAAUGUAAAAUGAAACAAAAGUGCCUUAAUAAUCUAAAAAGUGUGUACAAAUUAAUUAUUAUAAGAAAUUUGUAACAUAACAUAAAUGUAAUACAAACUCUUACGGUGUUAUUACAAACAAAAAUUUAAACAUGGCUUAGACACGUGUUUUGUUAAACAGUGUCUAACUAUUUAAACGACGUCUAAAGACACUAAACCACAUAAAGACACGGAUUCGUAAUAGGGCUUUUUUAUACGCUUUAUAUUAGCUUCACCUGUAUGUUUGUAUGUUUGUAACCGACUUCUUUGGGCGCGAUUUUGACCCACUUUAAACGGCUAGAUUCAAACUUUGUAGAUUUAUCGAGCACCGAUGACAUUACACUAAUUUGAUAAAAUUAUACUAAAAAAGGAAAAACAAAUAAUAGUUAAAAAAAACUAAAAAGCACGCUUUAUAUAAAAUUCAACUAAAAAAUAGAAAAUAAAUUUAAAUUGAAAAUAGUGUAAAAAACUAUAUAUGAAGUGUAGAAGAAUUAUUAUUUUAAUAAUAUCUUAAAAAGCACCCCACGCUUUUUUUACAAUAAAAUAUAUUUUUUUUACACUAUUUUCAAUUUAAAUUUGUUUUCUACUUUUUAGUUGAAUUUAAUAUAAAGUGUGCUUUUUAGUUUUUUUUAACUAUUAUUUAUUAAUACAAGUGUUUUGUAAUAACACCGUUAAUAUUUAUACAAGAUAGUAUUUAAAUUUUAUAUAUAGAAUAUUUACUAUACUAUUGUGAUCUCUCAUACUCACUCGCAAUAAGUUUACAAGAAUCUCUUUUUAUAUAAUCAAAUCUCAACUUUUUCUAACCUAAGAUUAAACGAAAUAUUAUACGAAAGAUAGUAAAAAUAUUAAGUUAAUUAAGUUUUCGAGAUACUUCACUAACGCCCUAUUCCUGAAACAACUUCAUUCCAGUUUUUAUAAUUAAUAACAACUUCCAAUGAAUGCAUUUAUAAACACAAUAAUUAUCUGAGCGAUCCAAAUAAAUAUAUAAAAGAGAAAUGAACUUAUCACUAACGUGCUAUUUUCUAAAUAAUUAAAUCGACUGUCACCAAACUGGAAUGGAAUCACUGGCCAGUAGUGAUUUUAUGGGUGGCCUAAAAAUUUUAUCAAAAUCGCUGAGUAUAUAUAUCUUAUAUUUGACUGUUCUAAUUGCACGCCUCGGCGAGUUUGUGGUUUAUAACCGACCUGUCGAGCUCACACGAUUUCCACACUUUAAAUUGCAUAUUUUUUUUCUAUUACUCUUACACAUUAUAAAAAGCACAUCAAUAUAAAGCUGAGACACAAAUGAAUAAUCCUGAUACUUUUUUUAAGUUGUCGAAUACGUACAUUAAAAAAAAUUAUCGUGGAAGUCCAGUAGUGUGUGGUUCAAAAAAACGGCGUGGUACGGAUAUCUCGAAAAGACUUAUACUAUUUUCACUAUUUUCACAAUUAAGCAGAGAAGGUUCCUUUCGAAAAUCAUUACUGUAAGCCUUCUCGUUUUUUUUUUAAACGCAGAUGAUUAAAUUUUAUUCGAAAUUUAACUUAAAAAAAAUAAAGCAUGAGCGUUCGAGGCGUGCACUUUUAGAUUUUCCAAUUUUUUAUUUUAUAUAUGUUUAUAGGACGGUUUAUAAGUUUCUUGUGACCCCUCUGAUGUUAUAAGAGUAAAGAUCGCGGUGGUAACAUACCAAUUACUCUCCAGUGACCCGUAUGCUCUCUUCUUCCAUAAAAAAAAUAUAUUAUAUCUUAGUAUGGGUACUGUAACAAAUCAAUUCCGGGGAAAAUAACGCACCAGCUACAUAAACAGAUACCACUAACAAAACAACGAAAACUAAUCGCAGAUAGAAACAAUACCUAUUUAAAUAUAUCGUGUCCAAGAAUAUGUAAAUAAAAAUGUGAAAUAGCUCUUCACACAACUAAUAACACUUUUAUUUCUUGCUUUUCCUCUCAAUGGUAUUUUCUUAUUAUUUAACAGCCAAGGAUAUGUAACAACUAAUUUCGACAUGGCCGAAGAUAUUGAAAGUACCUGUGUGUUUAUUUUAGAUACAUAUUUAAAUAUAUAUAUAUCGUACUUCCAUAUAGCUUCUUCUUUGUGAUGUAAGUCUCCGCUUUCUAUUUAUUUGGAUCGUAUAUUAUUAUAGUAAUUAUCAAACAGCAUUACCAAUAGAUUUAGGAACUAAAUCAUGUAGUUAAGUUAAUUAUUAUUAUUAUGUAAAUAAGCAACAACACGCAAACUAGACAUAUUGUAAAAGGUUUUACCGUCAGACUUUUAAAGAAGAGAAAAUAUUUCUUCAUAAUCGCAUUAUCUAAACAUCAUCAUCAUAGUAAUGAAUAACGGCAGAUCAGUGGCUUAUUUUUAGUUGGAAUGUAUUUAAGACUUAUUCAAUUUCUGUGUCAAAUCCUUGUUAGCCUAGGGCAGCAAAGCGGUUGCGAUUUCCGACGAAGUAGAAAGAGAGAGCAUUAGGGACUCGAGUAGUGAAAUCGCACGAGUGAUACGAAUAUGAAGUCUUUUUGACUCUCGCACAAUAAAUCUAAGGCUAGCUGACUCUUAAUUGGUAGAUAAUAUAGAGAGUGGUGCCAUAAUGGCGACAUUAAAUGAACACAAUGUGAGCUAUCUAACCUUAAUCGUAAAAAAAAAAAUCCUAAAAUAUGAAGUAUAUAAUUGAAAUUUUCAAAUAAACCAAUUAUAUAUUGACCUUGAUCCUGCAGACACUCUGUCCAAACAGUUUUUCGGGACUAUGUUAGUUUAAGAUUCUAUCUGCAAAUAAAUAAUACUACUUAUAAAUUUAGUAAACAAAAUUUUAUCACACUUGCGUGGUCGCGUAAGACUGCUCGAAGUAGGUGUCAGUGGCUAGGAUAGCACGCGGAUACUAGAUUUCUUACAGGUUGUUCCGAAUUGAUAUGGCAUAUUUAUUUAUUUAGGUGAAUUAUGUAUUUGUUUUUGAAUAUUUUUUUAAUGAUUACGGUUAAUUAGUUCUUCCCGUGUGCUUAUUUAAUGUCUCAAUUAUAGCGCUACGCUAUAUAAACUGUAACUGGCCAGUAUCUUACGGCCAUUCCCAAUAUACUAUCUACAGAUAGAGAUAAAUUACUACCUUCUACUCGGCCGUUAGUCUUCUCCACCCUCAAAGCCAAUAAUUUACGGCCGUUCCCAAUAUUCAGUCUAUCUCUUACUUGAGAUAAAAAUCGUAACUACCGUUGACUUUCUGUCCCAAUAAACUUAUCGACGGUAACUCACCUUAUCCGUACACGCUGUCUGUCAAUGGGAGGACAUAUAGCUUACCAACGAUAGAAGUUUUAAUGGAAAUUUCAAUUCAUGCGUCCCAAUAUAAGGCGAUAAGAAUGACUUAUCAGGUAUAUUGGGACAGCUUCAUAUUAUUGACAGCUAAUUACUGAGAGUAGAAGGUAGUAUUUUAUCUCGAUCUGUAGAUAGUAUAUUGGGAACGGCCGUAUGUGAUAGAUUUUCAUACAUCCUUUAUGCCCGCAUUUACGUAAUAAAUGUCGAACUUUCGGCCCAUUUGUCACAUCACAACCAAUACACAUUUCGAGAAGGUAUAGUAGAAAUAUUUUUUCAUCAAUCACGUACCUGCCUUCAGUUGAAUUGCUAGAUUGUCAUUACUUUCAUGUUCGUGUAAGCUGGCAGUGACAAAAGUUUACGAAGGUAGACAGUAGAUAAAUAUUAUUGUGCAAUACAGAAUAAAUAUGGAUACCACGACAAUUCCAUACGAUUUAUGUAGUUAUUUGUGUUACAAGGGGGCAACGUGAUAUACUCCUCGAGAGCCUUAUUUCGAAUUCAGAACCUAGCGAGAAUGCAAUAUACGCCACUCGAUACCAAAAUAUUUUGGCCAAGAAUGACACUACUUUUCAUCACUACUCGAAGUUCGUGCGUUACUUUAUAGUGAAAGUUUUAAUAAUCACAAAUAAAUCAAGAACGCAAACCAAUCAGAAAAGAGAAAGCUUAAACUCAUAUUAGAACAAAAUUGUAGUUUGUUCCCGCUAUCCUGUAAGGCCAAUUUUCUUAAUUCGACUAUCCAAAUACCUACGCAUGUUGAAAAGUAAUUUAUUUCAUUAGGAAUGCAUAUUAUUAUAUUUAUCUUAGUCAUAAUAUUGUAUGUCGUAAUAAAUUGUGUAUGUAUAGUACUCUUCAAAGUAAAAAUGUAAAUAUUACAAAUACACCUAAUAUUUGAAAUAAACUUUACAAUAAAUAA
Molecule: messenger RNA, 6550 nt
Organism: Leptidea sinapis
Lineage: Eukaryota; Metazoa; Arthropoda; Insecta; Lepidoptera; Pieridae
Product: papilin-like
Exons: 12
Coding region: 136-2103 (655 amino acids)
Biological process (GO): cell-cell adhesion
Cellular component (GO): cell-cell junction; extracellular region
Molecular function (GO): cell adhesion molecule binding; serine-type endopeptidase inhibitor activity
Source: RefSeq, a predicted model, not a curated record